Triticum aestivum (bread wheat) is the source of this 3911-nucleotide messenger RNA. Its product is annotated as zinc finger MYM-type protein 1. The record is from RefSeq and is a predicted model, not a curated record. The transcript is spliced from 2 exons. NCBI's taxonomy places the organism in Eukaryota, Viridiplantae, Streptophyta, Magnoliopsida, Poales, Poaceae. Gene Ontology annotation, molecular function: protein dimerization activity. Bases 1401 to 3911 code for a protein of 836 amino acids.
CAAAGCAAGUAGCAAUCAAAGUGUAGUAUAUAGUAUUGCCACUACAACCAGCCUCCUCCAUAUAUAGUAGCACUCCAGUUCAAGUGUAGGUGUGUGCGUUUGUAGAAUAUUUGUGCAGCAACACCUAGCUAGCUGAUCGUGGUUGAUCCUCGGAGAAGUAGCUAGUCCGUAGUUUUGGGCUAACAGUAUUACAUCCCGUACCAACAUAAUGUUGGCCGGGUGCAUUCUAUUACGGCUAUAUAUAAACCGUGAGAAUCCUAGUAAUCAGUCCCUGUUCUUUCGUCCGGUCAAUCGAAGUCACGUUGGCUACCCAUUUACUACUCCCGAGUGAGUAGGAGGCACGUUCGCUACUCAGUGCUGUUCAGCCCUUUUUACACAAUAUAUUUUUAUUAUUCUCAUGUACUCCGUACUAUUAAAAAUACUUAAAUACUGUUAGUCUGCAGUCAAGCAAGCGGAGACUCGAUCUGUACACGAAAGUUUGGGGUGGCGUGUUCGGUGUGAGACCAGUCAACAAAGAUUAAGGGUAGCUACAGCUUAGUAUAUAUCCACAUGCUCUGGCAUUGAUCUGUUCAUUGUAUCGCAGGACACAGCAUUCAUUCACUAUAAGCUAGCUGCACUUAGCAUAUAUAUGAUGCUAACCUUGGCGCCCAAGAUUGGGAUGCCGGACUGCGACACAAGCUGCGGCAACGUAAGUGUGCCGUACCCCUUGGGCCUUGGGCCGGACCGCUGCUACCGGCCAGGCUUCAACCUCACCUGCGAUCGACUACGGCACGGCACGGCUGCUGCUUGACAGCCACGGGGCCUUCCAAGUCCUCGACAUCUCCCUCCAGGACACCACACUGCGCGUAACCAGCUCCGUUUCUGUCAUCCAACUCCAAGCCACCUCCAGAGAUCUUCUCUCCUUCCGUUUUAGUGAUUAUUUCACCAACCGCGGGGACGUGUUCUACUCAUUGUCAGCCCGCAACGAGCUCAUCCUCAUAGGGUGUAACGUCCCAGGGCCGGCUUUGGACCAGUGCGAGAGGUGCGACGGCCCGGGACCCAGACUAAAAGGGGGCCCAUAGUAUAUAUGCAGUAUAUAUAUUAUAUAGUACGGAUUAGUGGGGAAAAAAAGAAUGACUAACGUCCAGCCCAGGUAGCUCUGAGCCCACCCAGCAAGCAGCACGCAACCACCACUAGGGCCUGCCCAACCAAGCCCAUGCAACACACGUUGCCCUGUCGUUCGCCUGGAAUCCAGGGAGACGCACCGACACAGGAGCACGGAGACGCAUCGACACAGCAGCACGCCGCCUGACGCCGACACCAGCGCACCGCACCGAACCUGGAGCUGAGUUUGGGGAUCAAAUCGGCAAGAAUUCGGGGAAGAGAUCAACUGAUCAAGAUCAUCAUUCAGAAGCAUAAUCAUGUUACCUAAAAAACAUCUAUCUGGCUGUGAGAAAAGAAACAACAAGAAAAGAGUAGACAAGUUGAUUAAAUCUCAGGAAGGCGCUAUGGAUAUGUUUGUCUUGAGGACUGGUGCUGCUACAAAUUCAGAGCAAUUAUAUAUCACAAAUGGUGAAGAAAAACCUGAUGAUACUAAGAAUGCCGUUGAGGAAAAUCAUGUCGAGAAAAAUAAUGCUGCGGAAAAUGAUGCCGAUCAGCACACGGAAAAUUUUAGUGACCAUGAGAAUCUUGGAAAUGCAGAUGAGCAGGGUUCUUCUUUUGAUAUAUAUGAUCCUAGAACUUGGAAUAUUCUUGACAAUAAAUCAAGAGAUAUUCUCAUUGAAAAAGGACCUAUAAGGGAAUACAAUCUUGUGUUUCCCGAAGAUGAAAUUAGUGGCAGGCAUUUUUCAUAUGAUUACUACACAAGAAAGUUAAGGAAUGGCGAGUUCAGUGAUCGGAGGUGGUUAGUGUACUCUAAACACGUGAAUAAAGUCUACUGCUUUUGUUGCAAAUUGUUUAAAUCUGGAAAAAGCAAAAGUCUGCUAGCAUCCGAGGGAUUGAAGGAUUGGAGACAUCUUAGUGAGAAGCUCAAAUUGCAUGAGAAUAGUGUUGAGCAUAUCACUAACAUGAAUACUUGGAAUGAGGUAAGGCUGAGGCUAAGUAAGAAGGAAACAAUUGAUAAAGACAUGCAACAAGAGAUUGCAAGGGAGAAGGAGCGAUGGAGACUUGUUUUAAUUAGAAUUGUUGCUGCUGUGAAAUUUCUUGCUAAACAUAGUCUGGCUUUUCGAGGAUCGAAUGAGAAAUUAUAUCAAGAUAACAACGGAAAUUUUUUGGGAGUAAUUGAAAUGAUGGCAGAAUUUGAUCCUGUAAUGCAAGAGCAUCUUCGGCGCAUUAAGAAUAGUGAAAUCCAUCAUCAUUAUCUUGGCCAUAAUAUUCAGAAUGAGUUAAUUUCCCUUCUUGGUCGCACUGUUAAAUAUUCUCUGUUGAGGAUAAUUAAGGAUGCAAGGUAUUUCUCUGUCAUCUUGGACUGUACACCUGACGUGAGCCAUCAAGAACAAAUGACUCUAAUUGUGAGGUGCGUAAACAUGUCAAGUACUACUACAAAAAUAGAGGAGUUUUUUCUGGAGUUCUUGAAGGUGGAUGAUACAUCCGGACUUGGACUUUAUAAUGUGUUAAUAGAUUCACUUAAAUCUGUUGGUUUGGAUGUUAAAGAUGUUCGUGGACAAGGGUAUGACAAUGGUUCGAACAUGAAGGGAAAACACCAAGGGGUACAGAGCAGACUACUUGAAACUAAUCCAAGAGCAUUAUUCAUGCCAUGCGCUUGUCAUAGCCUGAACCUUACUCUUAGUGAUAUGGCAAAAUCUUGCGGUAAAGCUGUUACCUUCUUUGGUGUUGUGCAAAGAAUUUAUAUAUUGUUUUCAAGCUCUACUAAAAGAUGGCAGCUAUUGCUUGAUCAUGUUCCAAAAAUGACAGUUAAGUCUUUGUGUAACACUCGAUGGGAGAGUCGAAUAAAGAGUGUUCAGGCUAUCAGAUAUCAAGCACCCGAGUUAAGAAAAGCAUUACUGGAAUUGAAGAGAACUUCUACCGAUGACGCCAAGACUAAGAGCGACGCAAAAUCUUUGGCUAGCGCACUUGAGAAAUUUGAAUUUUUACUUGGCAUGGUCAUUUGGCAUGACAUUUUGUUCACUGUAAACAUGGUGAGUAAGAAGUUGCAGUCUAAGUUUGUGUGCAUUGAUGUUACUCUUAAACAGAUUGAAGGUGCCAUCUCAUAUUUUAAGAAGUACAGAAAUGACGGCUUUGCAACUAGUCUGGAUAUUGCGAGAUCUAUUGCAAUUGACAUGGGUGUACAACCUUUGUUUCCUGUCAAGAGACGUAUUACUAGAAAAAGACAGUUUGAUGAAAUUAGUGGCAAUGACGAAAAUAACCAGAAUGAAGAAACGCAAGCAAGUGAGGUGGAAUCAUUUAGAGUUAAAUACUUUUUGGUGAUGAUUGAUGUUGCAAUUGCUUCCCUAACUACUAGAUUUGAGGAACUGAAGACAUUUGGGAGCAUAUUUGGUUUCUUGUUCAACUCGAAAGAGUUGAAGUCCUUGGGUGAUAAUGAUCUAAGAAGAUGUUGCACUAAUUUUGUCAACAAAUUCACUCAUGGUAAGUCAGCAGAUGUCGAUCUAGAUGAUUUCGUUUCUGAACUAAAAGUACUGCAGAUGACAUUGCCAAACACAUUCAUGUCAGCGGAUCAGAUAUUUGAGUUUGUUAGAGAUGCGGAUUGUUAUCUAAAUGUCUCAAUUGCUUAUCGUAUCCUUUUGACUGUACCUGUGACUAUUGCAUCAGCUGAAAGGAGUUUCUCAAAAUUGAAACUAUUGAAAAAUUAUUUGAGGUCAACGAAGUCUCAAAAAAGAUUGAAUGGAUUGGCCAUGUGCUGCAUUGGGAAGAAUAUGUUGGAUAGUAUAGAUCUUGACACUCUCAUUGAUGAUUUUGCGUCAAAAAAUGCAUGA